GGUCGAGGCCUUGCGCAUGCGCUGCUGUUGUAGGUAGGACAGGAAAGGGCCCGGUUUGACCUACAGGAGGAGAAGAUGGCGGCGGCAGCGGGGUUGUCUCAGAAGGUCCGUCACUUCAGUACCUCUCUAAUCAGACCAGUAUCAAAAUUGGUACAGCCACCAAUUCAAGUAUAUGGGCUGGAAGGCCGAUAUGCCACUGCACUCUACUCUGCUGCUUCUAAGCAGAAGAAGUUGGAACAGAUAGAGAAAGAGCUGGCUCGAGUUAUGGCACUUAUGAAGGAUCCUAAACUAUCUGGCAUUGUCAUGAACCCUCACAUAAAGAGUGUAGUAAAGCAAAAGACUGUGAAUGAUGUUUUACUUAAAGAGAAACUGUCACCUGUCACCGUCAACUUUAUCAAUGUGCUUGCUGAAAAUGGUCGCUUGCGUUACACUCCAGGUGUAAUUUCUGCAUUUGGUAAGAUUAUGAGUGCAUACCGUGGAGAAGUACUAUGCUCUGUAACCACUGCUCAGCCCUUGGAUGAAGCCCAUCUUCCUGAGUUGAAGACAGCUUUGAAUGGCUUUUUAGCUAAAGGAGAAGUACUGAAAUUGGAGACAAAGAUUGAUCCAACAAUCCUGGGAGGAAUGAUUGUCAGCAUUGGAGAUAAAUACGCUGACAUGUCUACAAAGACCAAGAUUCAGAAAUUAAGCAAGAUCAUGAAAGAGACUGUCUAGCAUUCACCCUGAGAUGUUUUUUCAUUAAAGCCUUUUCAGUUCUAUGAUGGAAACAAUAAAAAUGGGUCUCCUUAA
Rhineura floridana is the source of this 786-nucleotide messenger RNA. RefSeq names its product ATP synthase peripheral stalk subunit OSCP (gene ATP5PO). NCBI's taxonomy places the organism in Eukaryota, Metazoa, Chordata, Lepidosauria, Squamata, Rhineuridae. The transcript is spliced from 7 exons. Gene Ontology annotation, biological process: proton motive force-driven mitochondrial ATP synthesis. Gene Ontology annotation, molecular function: proton-transporting ATP synthase activity, rotational mechanism. The record is from RefSeq and is a predicted model, not a curated record. The coding region runs from base 76 to 711 and encodes 211 amino acids.